Closterium sp. NIES-65 is the source of this 543-nucleotide messenger RNA. NCBI's taxonomy places the organism in Eukaryota, Viridiplantae, Streptophyta, Zygnematophyceae, Desmidiales, Closteriaceae. The record is from the annotation of a GenBank genome assembly.
AUGCUUUGCCCUGUUGUCCUGCUGCGCUCCCCUCCUCGACCCUCCUAUUUCCCCACCCUGUCCCUCUCCAAGGCUCGGAUGACUGCAGUGGCCAUGCUGCUGCCAGGGCUGCUGCUCGCCCUCCUCGCUGCUGCCAUCGCUUCCAUUGCUGUCGUCCGCAUCAUCACGCCACUUGGAAGGGAUGCUGUCUAUCGUGGUUCGGUUGCAGAUGAUCUUUCACGUGACACCGAGAGCCAGCAAGUCAACAACCCUCUCAUGCUCCCGUCUGCUUCCCUACCGCAUUGCCAUCACCGCUUCGCUUCAGCAUGCUCACGCUCUCAACUUGCCCUCUCACUCCCUCCACACCCUGUCUCCAGGUGCAUUCCAAAUGCUCGUGCUGUAUUUUGCCAUCUCUACUUUGGGAACGCUGCUGUGGGGGAUGGGCGUGACCCACACGCAAGUCAGAGCGUGGGUGCAUCAGCAGGGCUUGGCUGUGACGGCUGGGCUGAUGAAGCUGAAGAGUGCAACCAAGUGCCUCCUGGUAUGCCAUGCGCUCUGCCCUGA